Molecule: messenger RNA, 800 nt
Organism: Argentina anserina (silverweed cinquefoil)
Lineage: Eukaryota; Viridiplantae; Streptophyta; Magnoliopsida; Rosales; Rosaceae
Product: major strawberry allergen Fra a 1.08
Exons: 1
Coding region: 111-593 (160 amino acids)
Biological process (GO): abscisic acid-activated signaling pathway; defense response
Cellular component (GO): nucleus; cytoplasm
Molecular function (GO): abscisic acid binding; signaling receptor activity; protein phosphatase inhibitor activity
Source: RefSeq, a predicted model, not a curated record
AAUACCACCUCUAGGGCAAAUACUUCCUCACACCAAUAUCAACAUUCUCUUACCUUCCUCCACAUUUCAGUUUUCUCACUUCAGCAGUACAGCUCCUAUUAAUUAUCAUCAUGGGUGUGUUCACUUAUGAAACCGAGUUCACCUCUGUCAUCCCACCACCAAGACUCUACAAGGCCUUUGUUCUUGACGCUGAUAACCUCAUCCCCAAGAUUGCCCCACAGGCUGUGAAGAGUACUGAAAUCGUUCAAGGUGAUGGAGGUGUUGGAACCAUCAAGAAGAUUCACCUCGGUGAAGGAAGUGAAUACAGCUACGUGAAGCAUCAGAUUGAUGGACUUGACAAAGACAACUUUGUUUACAACUAUAGCAUAGUUGAAGGUGAUGCUAUCGGGGACAAGGUUGAGAAAAUCUCUUAUGAGAUCAAGUUGGUGGCAUCUCCAAGUGGUGGCUCCAUCAUCAAGAGCACCAGCCACUACCACUGCAAAGGUGAGGUUGAGAUCAAGGAAGAGCAUGUCAAGGCUGGAAAAGAAAGAGCCGCUGGUUUGUUCAAGCUCAUUGAGAACCACCUUUUGGCCCAUACCGAGGAAUACAACUAAAUCAAACUAUGCAUGAUAAUGCUACUGCAUUAUAUACAUUUUGUUGUUGUGUCGUGUUCUUUGUAUGAUUUCGUGUGGCUUUUGAUUAUCAUUUCCUUGUCUAUCAUACCAAGCCAGAUACUGUUUGGCUUGCACUAGGAGUGACAACAAAUCGUAGUGUUAUCACACUUCAUUUGAAUAAGGAAAAUAAAACCUUUGUUCCUCUUC